This is a messenger RNA of Trichomonas vaginalis G3, 291 nucleotides long. RefSeq names its product ribonuclease H-like family. NCBI's taxonomy places the organism in Eukaryota, Parabasalia, Trichomonadida, Trichomonadidae. Gene Ontology annotation, biological process: DNA integration. The transcript has a single exon. The coding region runs from base 1 to 291 and encodes 96 amino acids. Gene Ontology annotation, molecular function: nucleic acid binding. The record is from RefSeq and is a predicted model, not a curated record.
AUGCGUAUUAAAAUUUCAAUUCACAUAAACUCCAAUCUUUUUUCAGAAAAAACUGCUCAAAAUACAUCAAAUGUUCUUCUCAGAGCAUUAAGUACGAUUCCACAACCACCAUAUGCGGUUUGGACUGAUAACGGUCUCGAAAAUAAAAGUAUAUUUCAUCAAAUUUUAGUUGAUCGCGGAAUUGAGCACAUCUUCAUACAGCCAGGCAAUCCACAAGCAAACGGCAAGAUUGAAAGAUGGUGGCCGUACGUAGAAAAAAUUGUCGGUCUGAAUCAGAUUUACCAAGAGUGA